AUGAAACAAUCCCAAUCCUUGAGAGAAGCCUGCGAUAAUCCAGACGUCUUGUUUGCGCUUUCUGAAACGAAUCUUGUGUCGUUAAUUUAUCAGGAAUUUCCCGAAGAGAUUGAUCGUCUCCGUCGAGCUUACUCCAUUCGCGAUCCUCAAGGAACCCCUCCUGAGAGUCCGUCACCGUCGCGCAUCAUAUACGAGGAAGACUACGAUGAAGUCAAUCGCACACUUGUGGGGUUUCUAGCCUUGCGCUGGAUUCAUAAUGCAGAAUACGAGGUGUUCAUUGGGUCCCAGUCGCCAGAGCUCCGAUUGACCAGAGAGUCCUUUGACUGGAUUCGGAAUUAUUACAGUCAAGUCAUUACCGACGCAAAUACACUUUACGCCUUAAGCACCUCGAUCAUUAUCAACGACCUGGGAAAAGACCCUGAAUUGGCAUUGGAUCACCAGAAAAUAACGCAAGAAGACAUCUCAGAUCUCAAUCAUGAUCACAUUCUCCUCAAAGCCUGCGGGUCCGGUCUGGUGUCGUCUUUGGAGAGACAUUCUACCCAAGAAAGAGAUGAUCUACUUCUAGGCAUUGAGAUUGGAGCUUUCUUCAACUUUGGACAACUGGGUCAAGCUGAGAAUGCGCCCGCCGCCUUAACAAGUCUAUUUCGAAUGGAAGACAGGCCACGCAGCUUUCAGCUUCGCUUUAUGGAGCAGCUGCUCGACAUUGCCGGUGCUGCAGGUCACAUGGACUGGACCUGCGCGAAGAAAUUGAACCAGCCUAUCUUUGAGUCAUAUCGAAAUGUCUAUCAUGCAUGUUAUAGUGUCAUCAGUGGUACACUGGAUGCUCGCCAGGGAUAUGAUCACGUCCUCAUUCGACGCGCAGAAUACGUUCAUACCAAAGGCUUUCGACGGUUGAAGGUGGAGAGCGAUCAAUACGAAAGAGCCUUGAUGCGGUUACUAUGCAUGGGCAACGUUACCACCAAAGAGGCUGCUGAAAUAUACGAGUCUGCGUUGAAUUCCCUUCAGCCAGCUACCAAGGAUGCCUUCGUAUAUGCUUUGAACGUGGACGGCUCGGUAGACGAGCCCGCAAUCCAGCCGACAUAUGCCCCUGCUUUACUCAGUCUGAUCAAAACACGAACCCAGCUGGUCGCAGCCCUCGAGUACCUUUCUCGAGUCAUGAGUGUCAAGUCUCGGGUGGAUUCUUCGGCUAUUCUUGUUGAGCGGAGCGUGCUUGGGGUUCUUAAGCGACAUAUUGAGAGUGAUGAAUUCCGUGAGAAUCCGUCGAUUCUGGAAGAUGUCGAAGUGCCAGAAGAUGUGGUUGCUCUCACUCUAUAA
Penicillium daleae is the source of this 1314-nucleotide messenger RNA. RefSeq lists its product as uncharacterized. The record is from RefSeq and is a predicted model, not a curated record. The transcript has a single exon. The coding region runs from base 1 to 1314 and encodes 437 amino acids. Lineage: Eukaryota; Fungi; Ascomycota; Eurotiomycetes; Eurotiales; Aspergillaceae.